GCUCGCUGGACUGACCGCUGCAGAGACAGCUGUGCCCCUGAAAGCGCUGAUCCUGGUGAGAGCGGAGCAGCUGCAUGUGGCCCCACACGUGUUCAUGUGUGUCUGAGGCGUCACAUUCAGCUCCACAUGUGUUCAUACACUCCUCCUUGCUGUGUUUAUGCUCCCACUGUUGAGGACGCUUGGACUGAGAGCGUUCUCCAUGGCUUCUGAGACCUACGUGUCGGGGACUCACUCGGCCGCGUUUGUCACCUGCCCCAACGACACCGUGGCCCGAGACCUGGCCAGGGGAAUAGUGGAGAAGAAGCUGGCGGCCUGUGUCAACAUCGUCCCAGCUAUUAAAUCUGUAUAUGAGUGGCAGGGGAAGAUUGAGGAGGACAGUGAAGUGCUGCUGAUGAUUAAAACAAGAAGUUCCAAAGUGCCUGCUCUCGCUGAAUAUGUUCGAUUUGACGUACCUGUGGUAAACUCACAGCUGCCUGUUGUUUCUCCAGCUCCAACCACCCGUAUGAGGUGGCCGAGGUCAUCAGCCUGCCCAUCGAGCAGGGCAACCCGCCCUACCUCAGAUGGAUAGGAGACACUGUACCUGAAUGAUGCUCGGCUGAUUGAUGGGGAACAUUAAUACACGAAGAGAGUCACGCCCACGUCUGUGUUUAUGGUUAACUGCAAAAAUGCCAAUUAGCUGAACCUCUUGGUAUUUAAAUAAAUAAAAUUAUAUUUUCUGGAUUA
Betta splendens (Siamese fighting fish) is the source of this 723-nucleotide messenger RNA. Its product is annotated as protein CutA homolog. Gene Ontology annotation, biological process: response to metal ion. The transcript has 6 exons. The record is from RefSeq and is a predicted model, not a curated record. Gene Ontology annotation, molecular function: copper ion binding. NCBI's taxonomy places the organism in Eukaryota, Metazoa, Chordata, Actinopteri, Anabantiformes, Osphronemidae. Bases 158 to 568 code for a protein of 136 amino acids.